Messenger RNA from Kuraishia capsulata CBS 1993, 819 nucleotides. RefSeq lists its product as uncharacterized. Gene Ontology annotation, molecular function: protein-disulfide reductase activity; protein disulfide isomerase activity. The record is from RefSeq and is a predicted model, not a curated record. The transcript has a single exon. Bases 1 to 819 code for a protein of 272 amino acids. Lineage: Eukaryota; Fungi; Ascomycota; Pichiomycetes; Pichiales; Pichiaceae. Gene Ontology annotation, cellular component: endoplasmic reticulum lumen. Gene Ontology annotation, biological process: response to endoplasmic reticulum stress.
AUGAAACUGACCGCAGUUAUUGUAUUGCUUCAAGCCUGUUUGGUACUGGCCGGGUUCUAUGAUUCGAAUCCAAAUGUUCUGGAAUUGAAUCACAAGAAUUUCGAUAAAGUGGUGUAUGGAACGAACUACACAACCGUGGUUGAGUUCUACGCACCUUGGUGUGGCCACUGCAAGAAUUUGAAGCGGACGUAUAGUCAAGUCGGAAAGUACUUCAAGGACCUUGUUCAAGUGGCAGCAAUUAACUGCGAUUUGGCUGAAAACAAGCCUGUGUGUUCCAAGUACCGCGUUGAAGGGUUCCCAACUGUAAUGGUUUUCCGCCCUCCAAAGGACUAUGGAAAGGGCAAGCGUCAUGCCACCGAGGUAUACAAGGGUGAAAGAGAAUUUGACAAGAUUGUGGCAUUUGUGAAGACGCGGAUUAAGUCGUUUGUGUCUCGGAUUAAACCAGACGGAUACGAAACAUUUAGGAAAGCCGAUUUCAACGAAGAUCACCGUGCCCUGUUGAUAACAGACAAGAAAAAGGUGCCAGUUACUCUCAAGUCCCUUGCUAUUGAUUUUCUCGGAUCAGUGAAGGUGGGAUACAUGCCUGUGAAGGAAGGAGAGCUGUCAAAGGUGAACGAACUACUGGGCACAAAGUUCGAAACUUUGCCUCAACUAGUGAUUAUCCAUGAAGAUGGGCCUCAGGUGUAUUCUGGUGAGUUCAACAAGCUCGAGAUGAGCAAAUUUGUUCAGAAAUUCGUGAAACCUAAGGAGGGCCCACUCAGUGAUAGAGGUAAAUGGCUGAGCAAGUUGGGCUUGGGUAUGGUGAAGGACGAGUUGUAG